AACUAGGUCCUUUAGGAACUUUUUUUUUUUACAGUCAUUUGAAAGUCCAGUCUGUCGUAGACAAUGUCAAGCCACCUUUUCAUAAGAACCUUUCAGUGAAGAGCUUCAUCAGACCAAUAUUUCUGCAUGAAGCAGAGAGCAUAACCAUCUGAAGAUGUCUCCUACAACACUUUUUCUAUAUGCAUUUUUAAUUUGGAUUGGACUACAAUUUGUCCAGACAAAAAUCUACACAAACCGCUGGGCGGUUAAAAUAACUGGUGGUCCUGAUGUUGCUGAUCUUAUUGCAGGAAAGUACGGAUUUGUGAACAUGGGCCAGAUAGGUGGGCUAGUGGACCAUUACCAGUUCCAGCACAGCGGAAUUAUCAAACGGUCCACAAUUAAAAGCAGAGAAAACCACAGUCUCAUCGCCACGGAGACCAAGUUGAAGUGGAUCCAGCAACAGAUGGUUCAGAAGAGAGUAAAAAGAACUGACACAAUGGACCAAGCCCACACCGCGGGCUUAAACCCACGCCAGACAGUUUCAAUUAUGGUUAUGGGUGUGCACUGUGAUCACAACUGCUUGACCGACGUGAACAUUCAGGCUGCCUGGCGUAGGGGCUAUACUGGGAAAGGGGUUGUUGUUUCCAUUCUGGAUGAUGGUAUAGAAAGACAGCAUCCAGAUCUAAAACAGAACUAUGAUGCACGAGCCAGCUAUGAUGUUAACGACAAUGAUCCCGAUCCAACACCACGUUAUGAUGCAACCAAUGAAAAUAAACAUGGGACAAGAUGUGCUGGUGUGGUGGCUGCCUCUGCAAACAAUUCCCUCUGCAUUGUUGGAAUUGCCUACAAUGCAAAAAUUGGUGGUGUGCGCAUGCUUGAUGGCGAUAUGACUGAUAUGGUGGAAGCCCAAUCCCUCAGUCUGAAACAGCAGUAUAUUGACAUCUACAGCUCCAGCUGGGGUCCAGAUGAUGAUGUCAGAACAGUAGAUGGCCCCGGCCCUCUUGCAAGACUCGCUCUGGAAAAUGGCAUCCGCAAAGGCAGAAAGGGCCGUGGCUCCAUCUUUGUGUGGGCAUCAGGAAAUGGUGGGCAGAGUCAAGACCACUGUUCAUGUGACGGUUACACCAACAGCAUUUACACCAUCUCAGUAGGCAGCACCACUCAGAGUGGCCGAAAGCCGUGGUACCUGGAGGAGUGCUCCUCUACUCUGGCCACAACUUACAGCAGUGGAGACAGUCACAGCUUAGGCGUUGUGACAACAGAUUUGAGGCAGCGUUGCACUGAUGAGCACUCCGGCACUUCAGCAUCGGCCCCCAUGGCUGCAGGAAUCAUUGCCCUAACACUGGAGGCAAAUGCUUCAGACUGGCAGAGCAAUGGAGCUGGUUAUGAUGUUAGUCACCUUUAUGGGUUUGGCUUGAUGGAUGCUGAAGCCAUGGUGAAGGAAGCAGAGACCUGGAAGCAGGUGCCUCCUCAACACGUGUGUGAGGAAAACGUAGUCCAGACUGACAGGAUCAUCAGUGCAGAGAGGGUGUUGAGGUCAGUGUUUAAGUCCUCAGGCUGCUCUUCUCAGCGUCUGCAGUGGGUGGUUUAUCUGGAGCAUGUGGUUGUACGUGUCACAAUCACACAUCCUCAUCGUGGAGACCUGUCAAUCACACUGACAUCACCCUCUGGAACCAGAUCUCAGCUUCUCACAAACAGACCAAAUGACCACUCCAGUGAGGGUUUCCUUAAGUGGGAAUUCAUGACGACUCACUGCUGGGGUGAAAGACCAGCAGGAGACUGGAUCCUGGACAUCAGGGACUCACCAUCUCCACGAAGAAACAGCCGAUUACAAGGGAAACUGGUAGAAUGGUCCCUGGUGCUUUAUGGAACAUCCACACACCCAUACAUUCGACAUGAGCAGCCUCGCUCUGCCCCGCUGCUCCCUGAAGAUGACACCACAGAGGAGUACAAUGGCUCUUGUGACCCAGAAUGUAGUGAGGAUGGUUGUGAAGGACCUGGACCCCAUCAAUGUGUUUCCUGCUUGCACUUUUUCCUAAAGUUCAAAAAUAACACAAGGACCUGUUUGUCCAAGUGUCCGAGCGGGUACUGGGGGGAUAAGAAGAGGUGUAAAAAGUGUUACUCCUCCUGCAAGUCAUGUUUGGGCAGCCGCAGUGAUCAGUGUACAGCCUGUAAAUCUGGAUAUCAUCUGAAUGAGGAAAAGAACAACUGUGUAACAAACUGUGAGGAUGGCUACUAUCUUUACCACGAGGAAAACGUGUGUAGGAAGUGUAGUAUUGAGAACUGUAUGAAAUGCACAUCAGCCUCCAUUUGCACAGAGUGCUCUGAUGGCACAAGUCUGGUGGGGAACAGAUGUCAGAAGAGUUGUGAGGUGGGCCGUUACUACAGUGAGCCGGAGGACUCAUGUGAGCCCUGCCACCCAGCCUGUGCUACAUGUGCUGCUGCAGGCCUAGAGUCAUGUAAUCGCUGUGCUGAAGGCUACUUGAUGGAGAACUGGAGAUGUGUGUCCUCCUGCAGUCAAGGUUUCUACGCUGUACAACUGAACUCUGACAGCACAGACACUCAGAGCACCUGUAAAAGGUGUGAUGCAAGCUGUCUGGCUUGUGUCGGGCCAGGUAAAGAAAACUGCAGUGAGUGUGUAGAUGGACACACACUACUGGAUGGUGUGUGUGUUCUCAGCCACAACUGUGUUGAUGGGGAAUAUCAGGAUGAGAGUGGAGAGUGUCAGCCAUGUGAUGAGUCCUGUUAUAAAUGUAAAGGUCCAACAAGUGUGGACUGCCUCAGCUGCUCCAACACACAUUGGCUUGAUGAGGGUCGAUGUGUGGUCAGCUGCUCAGAUGGGCAGUACCCAUCCAGUGGACAGUGUCACCUCUGUGAUCACACUUGUGCUCAGUGCGGUGAUGCUGGUGCUGCUAACUGUACCAGCUGUGAUACAGAUAAGUUUGGAGUGGACCGGUACCUGUUCCGUGGUGAGUGUGUGGAAGUGUGUCCUCAGGCUCAUUUCCACACAGCGCUGAAAGCAUGUGAGCCGUGUCCUUCACACUGCAAACUCUGUUCUUCAGCCACACACUGCAUCAGGUGUGAGGACUCCUUCUACAUCAACGACGGAGUCUGUAAUAAACUGGAGUGUGGUGAAGGGGAGGUAGAAGACCCAGAAUAUGAUGACUGCAUGUCAUGUGAAGAGGGAUGUAAUAAGUGUGUUCUUUAUAAUCCCAAACACUGUCUGGCCUGCAUUGGUGGAUAUUACAAGUUUGAAAAGGGCUGCUAUAAGCACUGUCCUUCUAAGACAUACACAGUGGAGGAGACCAUGAGCUGUGUAUCCUGUGAGCAUGACUGUGUCAGCUGUGAUGAAGACGAGUGCUACUGGUGUGAAUCUGACCUCUUCCUGUCAGAUGGGAAGUGUGUGCGGGAAUGCCCCAAUGGUUUCAAUGGUGAUGAAGAUUCUCAGGAGUGUGAGGAAUGUCACUCAGACUGCAGGACAUGCAGUGGGCCAGAGGACAGUGACUGUGACAGCUGCGUUGAUGGAUUUAUGCUUGAUAAUGGAGCAUGUGUGCCUGAACGGGAUGUCUGCCCUGCCCAGACAUUCCUCAGUGAUGAUGGGGAAUGUGAGGACUGUCACACGUCGUGUGAAUCCUGCUGGGGGAAAAUGAAGACUCAAUGCAACACCUGUAUCAAAGGGAGAUAUCUGAAUGCAGAUCAGAUGUGUGUGGUACGAUGCCCGACAGGCAGCUUUGGCAGUAAGGAGAGUGGGCACUGUGAGACUUGCCCUCAAGGUUGUGCACAGUGCCAGGAUGAGCAGCUCUGCACACGCUGCCAGUCAGUAAGUAAAAGCACUCUUUAUUUGCAGGCCGGCCAGUGUGUGCGCAAGUGCACAAGAGGGUACCCUGUGGGUCAGGUGUGUAAGAGCUGUGCAUCUGGUUGUACAUCCUGUGAGAAUGCAACACACUGUCUGAGCUGUGAGGAGACGCUACUGCUCCACAAACAUGAGUGUGUGGAGAGAUGUCCGCCUGGACACACAGUGAGGAACGGGGAGUGUGUGCAGUGUCCAGAGAGCUGUGUUAUCUGCUCUGAGGAGGGACUCUGUACAGAGUGUAAAGAAGACUUUUUCCUGCAUGCGGGUCAGUGUAUAGUGGUGUGUCCUGAUGGGUUUUUGGAAGACACUGAUCAAGGCAUUUGUGAGCGAUGCCAUGCCGACUGUGAAUUAUGUGAUGGGCCCGAACCAAACAACUGUGAUUCCUGUUCCGACACUGACCACACACUGUACAGAGCAUGUCUAGCCCCCUGCCACACACAUACUUACAGGGAAAGCAGGUCCGGAGAAUGCAUGGCCUGUGACAGUUCCUGUUUAACCUGUUCUGGUCCUCAUGACACAUCCUGCACCAGCUGCCCUGAGGGCAUGGCGAUGGAUGCCCACGGGCGCUGUGCUACACCCACCACAUGUCCCUCUCACCACUACAGCAACCAGGAUGGAGAAUGUCACUUGUGUCACAAGUAUUGCCAUGAGUGCUCUGGCCCACAUCAGGACCAGUGCCUCAGCUGCAACCAGAACCACUAUCUACUCAAUGGCAGCUGUGUGAAUCAGUGUCCAGAUGAAUUCUUUAGGGGGGAAACACAGCGCUGUGAGCCCUGUCAUCCUAACUGCCUCACCUGCAUGGGGCGGCACAGCCACGAGUGCCUGAGCUGCAGAGCUCACCUCUACAGAGAUGCCAAGGAAUGUGUGGACACAUGCCGCUCUGGUCACUAUCCCUCAGCUGUCUCUAGGAUGUGUGAGCGUUGUGAUGAGAGCUGUGGGGAGUGUCUUCAGGAUGGUGCUGAUGUGUGUGUGAGCUGCAGAGAGGGAAUGGUGUUUAUCAGGAAACAGGGGCGCUGUGUGUCUUACUGUCCUGAUGUGUACUACCAUGAUGUACACCAUAAAACAUGUGAAGCCUGUCACCUCAGCUGCAGAACAUGCACAGGCAAGAGUGUUGAGGAUUGUGACUCAUGUCACCCAGGUUAUACAUUCAAACAGGGUGUUUGCGAGUCACCCUGUAUCACUGGAGAAUACGCUGAGCCUGAGGAACAGGGCUACAAGUGUGAGUCAUGUGAUAAGUCCUGUUUAGAAUGCAAAGGUCCUGGGCCUCAUAACUGCACCAUCUGCCCAGCACAGUUCAUUCUGACCGCAGGGGGGCGCUGUCUGCCCUGCUGCACCAAUGAAGAACAGGAAGACGCAGCUGAAGUUCAGCGGGAGUGCUGUAACUGUACUGAAACCAGAGGUGAGUGUGUGCUCAGCACUAACUUUGCUUUUUGUAAUCAUGAGGAGAGGGAAAACAUUUUGUAAUUGUGAGUGUUAGUAAAUACCUCCAUUCUGCUUGUUUUCGCCUUACUUGCUGUAAUCAUCCUCAUUAAGCGUUCUCUUUCCAAACAACCCAUGCCUGAGCCUUCUGUCCCACGCCGGUAUGAAAAACUGGGCCAUGGUGGUGGCAAAGACAGCUUCUACAGAGGCACAUCAUCAUCCACCUCUGCCUAUGGUGGUCAAGCAAGCUCAAGUUCUGGACGGUUCCGUGAGUCGCAGCUGGUGGACCUCGGUGAUCAGAAGGGGAAUCGGGAUGAUGAUGAUGAAGAUGAUGAAGACGAAGAUAUUGUGUACAUGGGACAGGACGGCACUGUGUAUCGCAAAUUCAAAUAUGGGCAGCUGGGAGACGAGCAGGAGGAUGAGUUAGAAUAUGACGAUGAGAGCUACAACUACCGAUAACUUCUUCAGCUGUUUUAAAUGAAAAUAUAUUCUGCAGGCUUACUGAAAUUUGUCACUUAGAAUGCAAAAGCAACAUAUAUAAUUAAAACAAAAUGUCUUGACAGUUCAGCAAAGUUUUGAUCUGAAAUGUGAAUAAUUAUUGUUUGUGAUGAUAUAGUAACAAUGACAACUUGUAGCUUAAGAUUUCAUUCAAUAGUUAUCUCAGCUGCUCGUCUUUUCUGAUCGUUUUAUCUUUCAGCUGUUAUGAAGACUUGUAUUGUUCUACCUGUGUGAGUGAAUGUUUUGGAAUGUGUGCAUUCUAUCAGCAGUCCCUGUGCAGUACUUGUCUUUACAUGAUAGUAGCAGAAGUACAAAGCAUCCCAGAAGUGCAAACAAGUACAAAUUCCCCCCUUGUGAUUUUGGCCUUGGUCAUUUUUUGUUGUGAAAGUGUGUCAGUUAUAAAUUUUAAUAAAAGCAUAACAACGUGUUAAUUUUCUAUUUAAGUAUAAAUUUUGGAUAUUUCAUUUAUCCAAAUCCAGAUUCUACUUUUGUCCCUCCAGUUACAUUUGUGUCUUCGUCAUAUUUUUUAAACAUAAUUCCAAACUAUUAAAAUGGUAUUGAACCAAAUUUUAUGACGGUCAUUUUUUACUUAUCAAAUAAUAAAAGAAUAUCAAAGGAAAUUAUAUUAUAUUUGAAUGUGAUUAAAAAUCUUAUCU
Cyprinus carpio (common carp) is the source of this 6402-nucleotide messenger RNA. RefSeq names its product proprotein convertase subtilisin/kexin type 5a (gene pcsk5a). The record is from RefSeq and is a predicted model, not a curated record. NCBI's taxonomy places the organism in Eukaryota, Metazoa, Chordata, Actinopteri, Cypriniformes, Cyprinidae. Gene Ontology annotation, biological process: peptide hormone processing. Gene Ontology annotation, cellular component: Golgi membrane; trans-Golgi network. Gene Ontology annotation, molecular function: serine-type endopeptidase activity.